This is a messenger RNA of Symbiodinium sp. CCMP2456, 1698 nucleotides long. Lineage: Eukaryota; Dinophyceae; Suessiales; Symbiodiniaceae. The record is from the annotation of a GenBank genome assembly.
AUGAGUCAGGCGAAGAAAGAGAAAAAAGCCAAAAAAGACAAAAAGGCAAAAAAAAGAAAGCGCAGCCCAAGCAGCUACAGCGACUACAGUUGCAGCAAGGACAGCCGAGAUGACUCUCGCAGUCGCAGUCGCAGUCCCUGCCGCAACCGAGGCCGAUCGCCGCCCAGACGGUCCCCGCCUAGGUAUAAUGCCUCAGGAGGUGGCGGUGGGUACGGAAACUAUGGUGGGGGCCGCGGAGGCUACGGCGGGCCUGCCCGCAGCCGCAGCAGGAGCCCUGCCUGGGCUGUGCCAGCUCCCCGAUCACCGAUGAAGCUUCCAGAAGGCCGGCCUCUCACCCUGGCAGAGGCAUGUGAGGCCGCGGGUCGUGGAGUGACGACCGGCAAGACGGCGCAGGAUGACGAAGUGCAAGUUCUGGAUCCAGACGAGGCACCCGUCAGAGCCGAGAAGUUUACAUCCUUCGACGAUGCAGACGAGUUCCCACGGGAAAUCCGAGAAGAACUCAAGAGUGCUGGCUUUCCGGCACCAUCUCAGAUCCAGGCUUACACCUGGCCGCUGGGUCUGCGAGGCAAGGACAUCAUCGGCAUCGCAGCGACCGGCAGUGGCAAGACAUUGGCAUUUCUCCUCCCAGCUUUCGCCCAGAUGGUUGAGGAGAAUCACCGUCCCGAGCGAGACGGUGCAGGAGCUCUAGUGAUGUCUCCCACGCGGGAGCUAGCGCAGCAGACCGAAGCGGAGGCUCAGCGCUUUGGGAAAUGCCUUGGCUUCCGAUGUGUCGCUAUGUACGGCGGUGCUCCAAAGGGCGACCAGAUGAGCAGGUACCGCCAAGGGUGUCAUACCAUCGUCGCCUGCCCGGGACGUCUCAAUGAUUUCUUGGAGGGCGGGCAGGUUCGCCUGGACGGAGUGUUGAAGCUCGUUCUCGAUGAGGCCGAUCGAAUGCUGGAUAUGGGCUUCGAACCACAGAUUCGCAAGAUCCUGGCCAGACUGCCGCGGAAGCGGCACACUCUCUUCUUUACGGCAACCUGGCCGAAGGAAGUGAGGAAGUUGGCAAGCGAGAUCCUAAACAGGCCCUACAAGGUCAUGAUCGGCAACCGGGAAGUGCUGAAGGGCAACCAGGACAUCACGCAGAUCGUGAAGUGCAUGGAUGCCUUCAACAAAAACCGGGAGAUUGUCAACACACUCAGGGAGGCAGGCUUGACGAACCCCAGCGCUAGCGGGAAGGCACUGGUUUUCUGCAACACCAAGCGGAUGUGCGAGAAUCUCAGCAAUGACCUUCAUCGCCAAGGCCUGCCUUGCACUUCCAUUCAUGGAGACAAGGAUCAGCGCCAGCGAGAAGAUGCUUUGCACGGCUUGAAGUCGGGCCGCUACAAGGUCUUGGUGGCAACGGAUGUUGCUGCCCGAGGGCUGGACAUCAAGGGUGUUGGGCUUGUCAUCAAUUUUGACCCAGCGAACAACACCGAGGAUUAUGUUCACCGCAUCGGACGCACUGGUCGUGCUGGAGCGAAAGGCUAUGCCAUCACCUUCAUGACCGGUCAGGAUGCCUCCAAAGCCCGUGGAAUCAUGGAAGUCAUGGAGCGAACCAAUCAGGAGAUUACCCAAGACUUGCUGAAGAUGGCAGGAUCGGCCCCGCCGCCAGGAGGACAUCGCAUGCGUGGCAGCCGAGGAGGUGGCGGGCGAGGAGGAAGGCGAAGCCCAAGCUUCUGA